This is a messenger RNA of Cyphellophora europaea CBS 101466, 846 nucleotides long. RefSeq lists its product as uncharacterized. The record is from RefSeq and is a predicted model, not a curated record. The transcript is spliced from 6 exons. Gene Ontology annotation, molecular function: acetate transmembrane transporter activity. The coding region runs from base 1 to 846 and encodes 281 amino acids. Gene Ontology annotation, cellular component: plasma membrane. Lineage: Eukaryota; Fungi; Ascomycota; Eurotiomycetes; Chaetothyriales; Cyphellophoraceae.
AUGGAGAACAGAGAUUUCGCCGAUAGCACGAAGGAGGAGACACCGAAUGGUCAAGCUCUCCACCGUGAGAGCAAUAAUUCUGACUAUGGCUUGACCACCCACCCUUCGCACAUUGAGACCAUGGAGAAGAUAGCAAGAACCAUGUCAAUAUCCGGUGAGCUGUUUGAGAAGCUCUACCUCUCGCCGCCGCAAGCAAACCAAGUCGGCGACGCACGCAAACGGUUCGCCAAUCCCACUCCUGUGGCUCUCGUUGGAUUCCUUCUACCAAUCUCAUCCGCCUCCUGCCAGCUCGUGGGCUGGAGAGGCUCUGGCGCCGAAUACUACGGCGCGUCAGUCAACGGCACUUAUUGGUUCUUCGGUGUCGUCCUCAUGCUUCUCGGCGGCUUUCUUGAAUUCCUCUUCGGUAACACUUUCUCCUUUGUCGUUUUCUGCUCCUUCGCCGGCUUCUGGGGCACUUACGGCGCCACACUCACCGAGCAGUUCGACGCUUUCACUAGCUACGCCACGGCGGGCGAAACCAGUGGCUCAGGCGCCGAAAGCCCCGUUUUCCAGGCUGGAUUCGGCUUUUUCCUUUGCUUCAUGGGCCUGCUUUGUUUGAUCUACUUGAUCUGCUCGAUCCGAACCAACAUAAUCUUCUUUACCAUCUUCUUGGUACUAGUGCCUUCCUUCGGUGCUUUUGCUGCCGCAUUCUGGUGGAAUGCGCAGGGCAGAUUUGGGUACUGUUUGACGCUGUUGAAGGUUGGCGGAGCUGGGUUCUUUGUUGUGGCGCUGCUGGGGUGGUAUCUGCUAUUUGGUAGCAUCUCGUCUCAUUCUUUGCCCCUGUCUGGAAAGCUAACAAACUCCUAG